GACAGCUGCAAGAGAAGAAAUCGAAGGAGUGUUAAUCGCUUCCCGUCCCUCUCUGCCUUUCUUCUUGUUUGCUUCUCCCGAACUUUCCCAAACUCCCUCCCUCCCUCCAAUCGCUCAUCGAUCCAAGUUCAUGGCACGCACGUCUUCCUCUGGAAGGUCGAUCUGAGCGCAAAACGCAGGUGUUGUUUUGUCCUGGCAGCGCUUUGUUUCCUUCGUCUGAGCAUCAAAUGUCUCUCUGUUCCUUCUUCUUCUGCGGGCGGUGUUCUAACUGGGCGGAGCAGAGGAGGAAGGAUUCGAGCUCGUGGAGAAUUUUCUCUCUGAAAGAACUACGAUCUGCAACGAACAACUUCAAUUACGAUAACAAGCUCGGGGAAGGGGGCUUUGGCAGCGUCUAUUGGGGCCAACUCUGGGAUGGUUCUCAGAUUGCUGUCAAGAGAUUGAAAGUCUGGAGUAACUCUGAGCAAGAAAAAUUUGCUGCAGAAGUUGAAAAAUUGGGUGCAGUGAGGCAUAAAAACCUUUUAAGUUUCCGAGGAUAUUGUGCUGAAGGGCAGGAGCAUCUCAUUGUGUAUGACUAUAUGCCAAACUUGAGUUUGCAUUCACAUCUUCAUGGCUAUCACUCAGAUGAAUGCUUCCUCGACUGGGGCAGGCGAAUGUCAAUUGUCAUUGGAACAUCUGAGGGAAUCACACAUCUUCACCAACAGACAACACCUCCGAUCAUCCACCAGGACAUUAAAGCAAGCAAUGUUCUGUUAGACUCUGACUUCCAGGCUCGAGUUGCUGACUUUGGAUUUGUGAAGAUAAUUCCUGGUGGCUUGAAUCUUCAGACAACUACUGCUAAGAGUACUCUUGGCUAUCUCACACCUGAGUACAUCAAAUCUGGUAAAGCCUCAGAGAGUUGCGAUGUAUAUAGUUUUGGAAUACUCCUUUUAGAGCUUGUCUCUGGAAAAAGACCAAUACAUAAAAAUCUGCCAAUCACAGAUUGGGCUUUACCUCUUGUGAGGGAGGAGAAAUAUGAAGAGAUUGCAGAUCCCAAGCUCAAUGGAGACUAUAUACAAGAAGAAUUGAAGAGCGUUGUGAUUAUUGCGCUUAUUUGUGCAGAGAAAAACCCUGAAAGAAGACCCAAGAUGCCUGAGGUUACUGGUUUACUUAAAGGAGUCUCUAAAGAGAAGUUAUCAAGUCUGGAAAAUGAAGUGUGCAGACUAGAACCAACUGUUAGCUAUCAAGGAACAUCUACUCCCAUUGAAGUAUCUGAGGAUGUUGCACAACGGGAAACUGUUUUAUGAUAGAAGAUCAAGUUAUGAGUGCACCCACAAUAAAAUCAUUGGUAAUGCUCUUUUACGAGUGCCAAUACUUGCCCUUUUUUCAACUUCAUUUGAGGUCAAGAUUUGCUGUCAAAAGGGUAGUGGUAGACUAUGAUUGUUUAAUACAUAGAAUUCAAUUUUUUAUGUACGUCGGAGCCAUAAAUGAUUGAGCUUGGUUAAAGAUGUAAAAAAGAUUGUUUGUAAAUCAGUCGCACAGCGGUGAGAUUAAAUUCAAGAGGAUGUCAGGUUUUGUAUCAAUUGCAAGUUUGAUGAUGUAUUUUGCACAAGGCCGUGUGAUUAAAUAUUCUAGAGAUUGUGAUUUUUUGUAUCAAUAUUGCAUGUUUGAUAAUGAAAUGGCAAUGAUGUUGUAGCAGUCAUUGUUACAUAUGGCUGCUAUGCUUGCUAU
Messenger RNA from Zingiber officinale, 1707 nucleotides. Its product is annotated as PTI1-like tyrosine-protein kinase At3g15890. The record is from RefSeq and is a predicted model, not a curated record. Gene Ontology annotation, biological process: protein phosphorylation. The transcript is spliced from 4 exons. The coding region runs from base 228 to 1283 and encodes 351 amino acids. Lineage: Eukaryota; Viridiplantae; Streptophyta; Magnoliopsida; Zingiberales; Zingiberaceae. Gene Ontology annotation, molecular function: ATP binding; protein kinase activity.